GGGUGCACCUUCUACGGGCACUCCUUCCGCCCAUGUUCGAGGUUCGGGACCGAAUUUGGCUGUGCUGAUGAGUGGUGGGGCUGCGGGUCGAGAAGAGGAGGCUACUGGUCGGCAGGGGAAAUCUGUGAUGGACGUUAUGCCGAGGCAUAAAAGGUCUGGUGACACGUCCGCUGCAGGUGUGGGAGACGAGGUGCCUGUCGUCGACCACAAAGACAAGUGCUGGAUGUUGGACUGGGUGGGUGGAAUAGGGGAACCCUCGGGUGGGCUGGUUUUGUACGUGGUGAUCAAAGAUAACAUUGUUCCGAUUGGCGGUGUGGUGAAGUGGAGUGGAGGAAAUUCACAGUUCGCCAUGUUGGAGUUGACGAUGGUCCUUAACGCUAGAGGUGAGCGGAUUGCGAAUGUCAAACGCGUUGCUCUUCGUUGGGCCAAACACGCUGGGUACGGCAAAAGGCUUUAUGACAUUUUCAAUCCACCUGGGACGGAGAAAUUGACGUUGCCGGAUCUUCGAUCGGUUUUCGCAUUCUUCGACAGACAUGUGGUCGCAGGGCAUGAGCCGGUGGUGCAUGCUUCCGACCGCAUAUCUGAACCGAAAAGUGUGCCUUCGUCGUCUUUGGAGGCGGGUCAGUCGUCGAAACCGAUCAUUAUAGGUGCCCGCCCUCCGCCAUCAAUUCGGACUACGGUUGCUGCAACACGAGUUCCAAAAUUAGGGCAGAUCAGGGAGAAAGGUCCGUGUCGCGGCCAAAUCGUGUCGUCAGCCCCUGUGAAGCGUAGACCAACAUCAACCAAGGAACCCGUUUCCUUGGUCCGCCCGCCGCGCUAUGAGUUGGCCAUUCCUGCUGGGUCGCGUUAUUUUGGAGAUGACGACGAGGAGAACAGCGAAGAAGAAUGGGAGCGCGAUGAAGAACGCGAAGAAUGUGAGGAGGGUGGUGAAGAAGAGGAAGUAGAGAGUGAACAAACAAUCAGCGAGAGGGGUGGGCCGGGCGAGUUGGAGGGUCGUCUAGGGGUUGAGUAUGAGGACGAUGGGCAAGAAGAGGAAACGACCUGCGAGGGAGGGUAUGCAAAUGUGCAUCGGGGUUCCAAACGAACGCAGCUGCUCGCGCCGCGUCAUGGGCAUUGGGAAGCGGAUCCAGGGCGCGGGGAAAUGCACCGCGAAGUAGGGGUCGAGCCAGCGCAUGACGAUGCAGUACGACUAGCUGAGAAGAAAAGGAAGAUGAGGCAAGAGAGGAGAAGUGCUAUGGACAGUAAGAAAACCAAGCAGGAGGGGGGAGCCAAGCAAGAGGAGGACAAACGCAAGUUGAAAAUGCUGGCAGUUGAGGAGGCCGUCCAACGCUUCUUCCUUGAGUUCGACGAGAAUGGUAACCAGAGGCCGGAAAUGCAGUUCAUUUCUGUCAAGUUGGACAAGAUUCUGGAUAUCCCUGAUGAGGAAUUCAGAUAUAAUCAACGCUUCCUCGAUCAGGAGCUUAUUAAUGACCUUUACAAAACAAUGGUUGAGUUGGGUGAGGCAACUAUCAGAGAGAGAACGAUCGGGGCAGCCGGGGUGAAUGUAUGUGCAUUGUACGAGAAGCUUGUCCUUCUGUUGAUUGGGCUACAUGAUACAAUGCAUACUGACGCUUCCGGUACGAAUGUGAGGGCGAGAAGAGUGACGCUCCGCGAAUUCGAUCUCCAAUCCGUGCGCAAGUACUACUUGUACCCUCUCAGUGGUCAACACAAUGUUGCAGCGGCGAGGAAAUGUUCUCAAGAACGCCCUGACAUCGUCCGUGAGCUCCUUUUGGAUUGCUGGACUGCAAGACCUGUUUACUAUCCGGAUAGGAGCAUGAAAAAUUACUGCACCUUGAGCACUUUUCAAAAUGCGAAGGACAAAUGGAAUACUCCUCCGCACCAGAUUGCUAUCAUUAAGAACAUACGAAAGUUGUGGCAAGCAGCCGGUCGUCCAGAAGCUAUAGGCGGAUCUGAUGCAGACGUCAAAAAUAAGGAUUACAGAGAGUUUGUGGCGAUGGCUCUGCGCGCGACCGGGAGUGAUCAUUUGGUUACUCUUUCACUUCAGCCUUGGAGCAAGGAGUGGUCCGAUGUCCUCGGGCCUUACAUGAUAUUGGCAAGGGCGACGGACGAUGUGUUCGAGAAGGUGCAACAAGUGUAUUCUACUUGGGAGAGUGGACAGUUGUCGGGAAGAGAUGGUGUGAAGGCUGCCACCAAACAAGGUGAAUCGGGGAAAGCGUCGAGACCUGACCCCGGAUUCGAGUUGGAAAAAGGAGUCAGGGUUCCAGUGCACUGGAUUCAGGGUACUAGAGGACCUGGUUACCUCGUGGCUGUGCGCGAUCUGGAUGUCAGAUCAUGGAAGACUAUGUCUACGUUGGGGAGGCGUGAGAGGCUGCAGCUGUUGAGAGACAUUCUCACGGGAAGCGUCGUACUGGCUCCAAGGCUAAGUAAAGCUGCUAAUACUGUCGGGAAACAUUCGAUGGAGACAUACGUGGAAAUGGUGAAGCAAGAAAGAGCAAUGUUGAGAAUGUUUCACUACUUCGUCUUCAUUUCUGACCCUCACAAGAAGCCGUCAGAGUGGAAGGAACCAUUCUUCGACAACCUUUCUGAUUUGUUCGCUAGAUGGGUGCGUGGACUGAACAACUGGUUUGCUGGACUCAAGAAGUUCAUGGACAAACUUGGUGGCGAGUAUUGGACAUUGUUGUGCUUCGUUUCACGCCCUUGCGAGUUCACAUUCUUGAAGCGAGUCGCGAUGUGGGACAUUCAAUUGGAUCUUCUCAAAUGGACUCGUCUACAACAAACAAAGGGGAAAGUGUAUAAGGUUGCAAACUUGCCUUUGGAGGACACGGACAGAAUGAUGGUCAUCAUGUACUCCAACGACGGGGAUUUUCAUCGCAACACUAUUCCCUUGUUUGAAGAUAUUCAAGCUGCAGGUCCAUCAUCUGCCGAGCGGGUGGCUGACAUAUCGGCACUUGUGCGGAGAGAGAGAAAGCCGAAGAUGUUGACUGAUGUCGUGGAGAAGAACUUUCUACCAUCAAAGUGGAAAAUGGCAGGUAUGGAUCCACCAGAGAAAGUGGUCUAUGAUGGUAUGAAAAGGGAGCCGAAUGCGAUGGUGGAGACAUUGGAGCAUUUUUGUCAUGUGGAUGAGGCUGUCGUUUUCCUCGGGAAAGGUCAUGCGGGAUUGGUUUGGGAGAUGUUAAAGAGUCACCGUCAUUGCAUUGUGCUGGAAGGGGAGGGUAUGAAGUUCGAGUUCCUCAUUCAGUUCAUUGACAAGAUGAUCAAAACUCGAGAUUACCACGCCAACUUUACUAAGCCGCCUCCUCGACAUGAUGAAGGGCGUGAUCUCGUCCACAAGGUUGGCCAAAACGUGGUCAAUAUUUGGGAGUUUCUCUUCGAAACAAAGCCGCAAGACAGAGGGGAACGUACUUAUAUCCUCAGAAGAAGAAAAGUGGAGAAACUCUUGAGGGGUUAUCAUAAAGCACCAUCGGAGAAGGAGGUUUCAUUUCUCGACCGCUUGGAGACCAUGUACUUCGACCAACAAAUCGGGGCGUUUACAAUCGCAGGUUAUGCGACUUGUUUUGUGGAUGGUGAGGACUUUGAUGCCGACGACUCAGAAGAAGAGAGUGUUGAUGACACUUUGCAAGCGGCUUUGGCAGCUGAGAGGCAAAGAGCUUGUAGCCCGGGUUCGCAGAGAAUGGGUGUUCCAGGCACAUCGUCCGGUUCUGGAGGAGCUUCGAGCAUAGCGGUUUCAACGGGUCAGUUAAUGACUCAGCCGCCGACUUCUUCUAUUGUUACGCCGACUCAGAUGGAGGGCAAUACGAUGACGGUGGCAUCCGGAGACAGUCUGGAUCCGAGUGUUCUAGCAAUGCUCUCCCCAGAGUUGGUGGCAACUCUGGCACCAUUUGCACACAGCCCAAGUACUAUUAUGGAAUUGCUACGCUCUCGAACUCCACAACAACCUCCACCUGAUGAACCUUUGGAGUACGAGAUUGAAGACACAAUCCCUGUAGACAUUCGACUGCUUCCGAGGCCUAUAGUGUGCCGAGACGAUUAUACGGUGACGGAUGAUGCCACAUGGGGUCAUCACAUUAUAUGGCACCCCCAACACUUCCAACCUGCAUUGGCGAGAGGGAGGUGGGUUAUGGCUAUAAAAGAGGAAGGGGAGUGACAGUUUUGCCUCCACAGACGUAUGUCAGGAUCGAACUUUCUGAAACAUGUCAAAAAUCAGAUUGCCAAGCGACUCCAGCGUCUUAAUCCGGAGGUUUCUCAAUCAAGACUAGAUGAAAGA
Messenger RNA from Chara braunii, 4264 nucleotides. The record is from the annotation of a GenBank genome assembly. NCBI's taxonomy places the organism in Eukaryota, Viridiplantae, Streptophyta, Charophyceae, Charales, Characeae.